AUGGCAUUCCACGAUACCAGCAAGACCCUUGCGGAGCCCGAAGAGGGCAUUCACCAGACCCAGAUCACCCUCACCAGUGUGAAAUCACUCGAGAAAGUGUGUGCUGACCUAAUUAGAGGAGCCAAAGAAAAGAACUUGAAAAUGAGAAUCCACAAACGCCUUACUGAUUUGCACAAUCCUUCUGAAAUUGUUAAACAGAUCAGUUCUAUCAGCAUUGAACCAGGUGUAGAAGUUGAAGUCACCAUUGCAGAUGCCUAA
Molecule: messenger RNA, 258 nt
Organism: Trichosurus vulpecula (common brushtail)
Lineage: Eukaryota; Metazoa; Chordata; Mammalia; Diprotodontia; Phalangeridae
Product: 40S ribosomal protein S20-like
Exons: 2
Coding region: 1-258 (85 amino acids)
Biological process (GO): translation
Cellular component (GO): ribosome; cytosolic small ribosomal subunit
Molecular function (GO): structural constituent of ribosome
Source: RefSeq, a predicted model, not a curated record